Molecule: messenger RNA, 2617 nt
Organism: Scomber japonicus (chub mackerel)
Lineage: Eukaryota; Metazoa; Chordata; Actinopteri; Scombriformes; Scombridae
Gene: klhl21
Product: kelch-like family member 21
Exons: 5
Coding region: 153-1994 (613 amino acids)
Biological process (GO): protein ubiquitination
Molecular function (GO): protein binding
Source: RefSeq, a predicted model, not a curated record
CAGAGAGGCUUUAUUACAACCUUUAAACAAAUCUUCUGUAAGCAGAUACCUGUGUAUUUUGAGAAGGAAUGAUCAUCUCCAGAUAUCAACAAAUGUAAACAGCGUUCUGAGCACAACCACCAGAGACUGAGACACCCAGAGAGAGAGGCGAGAUGGAAAAACCCGUCUUACAGACUCAACCGUCCACCCUGCCUUUUUUCGACACGGCUCAUGCCUUCAACCUGCUGCGUGGAAUCCAUGAGCUCCGUGCCGAACGGAAGUUUUUCGAUGUGACUUUGUGCGCCGAGGGCCGCGAGUUCCACUGUCACCGCACCGUGUUGGCCGCCGCCAGCACCUACUUCCGGGCCAUGUUCGCUGGGACGCUGAGGGAGAGUGUUAUGGACCGCGUAGUUCUGCAUGAGGUGUCAGCUGAGCUUUUAGGCCUGCUGGUAGACUUCUGCUACACAGGACGAGUCACCGUCACUCAGGAUAACGUUGACCUCCUGCUGAAGACGGCCGAUCUGUUUCAGUUCCCGUCUGUCAAAGAGGCCUGCUGCGCUUUCCUGGAGCAGCGACUGGAUGUUUCCAACUGCUUAGAGAUCCAGGACUUUGCGGAGGCCUUCGCUUGCCGAGAGCUGGCGGUUGCCUCACGACGCUUUGUCCUCAAAAACAUAAUGGAGCUGGCUAAAGGGAUGGACUUUGAGCGGUUGCCGUGGAAGCGCCUCCUUGAGUUUGUGUCAGAUGAUGAGCUUUGCGUGGACAAAGAGGAGACGGUUUAUCAAAUUGCAGUGCUAUGGGUGAAGGCCGACCUCCAGCGGAGACUGCACUACUGGCCCGAGCUCCUCCAGCAGAUCCGCCUCCCGUUCGUCAGGAGAUUCUUCCUGUUGGCUCAUGUGGAGAGCGACCCGCUGGUCUACCUGUCACCCACCUGCCUCCGCAUGGUGAACGAAGCCCGCAGCUUCCAGUCCUGUGAGUACGACCGUCACGACAGGCCAUGUCACCGCAUGCGGCCGCGGCCAUCGACGGGACUGGCAGAGAUCCUGGUGGUGGUGGGAGGCUGCGACCAGGACUGUGAUGAGCUGGUGACUGUGGACUGUUACAACCCGCAGACCGGACAAUGGCGCUACCUGGCCGAGUUCCCCGACCACCUCGGAGGAGGUUACAGCAUAGCUGCCCUCGGAAGUGACAUGUAUGUCACAGGCGGCUCUGACGGCUCUCGCCUCUACGACUGCGUGUGGCGUUACAAGUCCAGCGUGAACGAGUGGACGGAGGUGGCGCCCAUGCUGAAGCCCCGUGAGUACCACAGCUCCUGCGUGCUGAAAGGUCAGCUCUACGUGGUGGCGUCAGACACCACCGAACGCUACGACCACACGCUGGACUGCUGGGAGGUCUUGCCGCCGAUGCCGAACCCCAUGGACAACUGCUCCACCACCACGUGCGGCGGACGCAUGUACGCUAUCGGCUGUCUGACCGGGGAUGACACUAUGGCCAUACAGAGCUACGACGCAGACACCAACCGCUGGUCCAUGGUCAACUGUGGACAGAUCCCCCCGUGGUCCUUCACACCCAAAACUGUGACCCUCAACAAACUGAUCUACUUUGUGAGGGAUGAUUCAGCUGAGGUGGACGUUUAUAAUCCUCAAAAGAACGAGUGGGACAAAAUUAGUCCGAUGAACCAGGUUCAUGUUGGAGGCAGCGUGGCAGCCCUGGGUGGUAAAUUAUACGUGUCUGGCGGUUACGACAACACGUUUGAGCUGUCAGACGUGGUGGAGGCGUACGACCCGGCGACCCGCACCUGGACCGCUGCUGGACGACUACCUCAGCCCACCUUCUGGCACGGCAGCGUCAGCAUAUUUCGUCAGUUCAUGCCUCAGGUGUCCAGUGCGUUUGAACCUACUGACAUACCUGAGUCCAACGCCAUUAACCUGCACCGGCACCAGCGUCACCAGGAGCUCCACAAUCUCAACAACAAUCUGAACCAGAAUCAGAACCAGGACGUGAACCCGGCGCACUGAGUUUUGGACCCUGUCGCAUUUUCAGUCUGUUCCCUCGCGUUGUACCAUCAGUAGUUUACUGUGAAUUUACCUCAUCACAAUGCUAAAGCUGUGUAAAGCUAAAGUGAAGACUGAGCGUGUGCACACUAGUCCGAGCUCCUCCUUAUCCACUCGACUGUCAGGCCGCCACACUGAAAAAGGCUUCUCGUCUGGAGCCGUCUCUUUAGGUUAGCGGCUGCUUCUUAUCACAGGCGUGGAAGUUAAAGGUUCCCUGUGGAGACGAAAGUCAUGUUUACAUUGAAUCGUCACUCACCAAAACACAUUGUGUAUAUCCUUAAGCUCUAACAAUAGCGUCAAAUGCAUUUUCUUCCUCCAAAACAUUUGCAGAGCCUAUUUUUUGAGUAUUUUAAAUUGAUGUUUACUAGCUUGUAGUCUUCUUCUUCCCUGCCUUUGCUGGUCCAUGUCUAGUUUUGUCAUACCAGACAAUUGGAGAUGUCCGCUUUACUGAAGUCUGGGGGUUUCUAAAUGCACGGUAGUUUCUUGAACAGUGACAGGAACGGCUACUAACAAACCUACACCCCUUACAUUUUGUCAAUGCUUUAUUAAAAAUUCCCCUCUAACACACCUGAUUCUAAUAAUUAACU